This is a messenger RNA of Neurospora crassa OR74A, 3519 nucleotides long. It is a transcript of the gene cul-4, whose product is annotated as ubiquitin ligase subunit CulD. Gene Ontology annotation, cellular component: Cul4-RING E3 ubiquitin ligase complex. The transcript is spliced from 2 exons. Bases 179 to 3298 code for a protein of 1039 amino acids. Gene Ontology annotation, molecular function: ubiquitin protein ligase binding. Gene Ontology annotation, biological process: ubiquitin-dependent protein catabolic process; protein ubiquitination; DNA damage response. NCBI's taxonomy places the organism in Eukaryota, Fungi, Ascomycota, Sordariomycetes, Sordariales, Sordariaceae. The record is from RefSeq and is a predicted model, not a curated record.
CGGCUGUCUUGACUUGAACUUUCACUUCCUCCCACGCAAUUCAAAGAAACUUGCUGACAACGAACAGUCCAUAAUCGCUUCGCAGUUCACGCAGCCUGUAAAUAUUGACAGCACAACAAGUAUAUAAGCCUGCCGCGCAGGCGAGAGGAGACGUUUGUUGAAAACGACUUGUCCAUCGAUGCCUUCGAACAGCACUGCCAAUCCGUCCGAGUUGUCUCGUGACAACAACAACAACAACAACAACAACAACAACAACAACAACAACAACAACAAUAACAACAUCACCACGAGCCAUCUUCAUCAGCAUACGCCAUCAUCACCGCCGCAAGCCACUCCGACCAAGCGCCGCUUCGACGACUUGAACCUGAAGGAUAAAGGCGCCCAGCAGUCGCACCUCCACGCCGCCGCAUCAUCCACCACCAACACUGCUGCUCCCAACAAGCGCUCCCGCUCCGAACUGUUCGCUGCCUCUUCCGCCGUCCACCCGACAACAGCCACAACACCUCCUACCAUGUCCGCCAAACUCAAGGGCAAACGCCCCGCUUCCGGACCGCCCGAGGUAAUCGACCUCACCCAAGGAAGUAACAACUCCGCAGGGAGUUCGCCUGUCGCCACUUCUUCUCAUUCGGACAUACGAGGGCCACCACUAUCUUCCUCGCACAGCACGGGCCGUACGUCAACAGCGCCGCUUAACCCCAAGGGCGGCGGCAUGGCCACGGGCAAAACACCAGGGGGCACCAACUACCUCCAAACACACAUUGGCGCCCGCCGCCUCGUCGUCAAGAACCUCCGCCCUGUCGCCACCCAGACUCAGACCGAAGAAGCGCACUAUGCACGCAUUCGCGGCGAUCUGGAUACGGCGCUUAGAGCUAUCUUUAGCGGUCACGGUGCCGGUGCCGGUGCCGGUGCCGGUGCCGCUCCUGCUCUUGGGGGCUACAGUCCUAGUCCCGGCGGCCCAGGUGGUCAGAGCCGAAGCGGAGCGGCGGGCAAUAACACCACUACGGGCGGCCAACCCAUGGAGAAACUAUACCGCGGGGUGGAAGAUAUCUGCCGACGGGGCAAGAAGGAGAGUGGGGAAUUGUACGAGUGGUUGAAGGAUCGGUGCAAGGGGUGGUUGAACAGUGACGAGGUGCUCAAGUCGUUAUUGGCGGCUGCUCCGUCCAUAGCUUCAGACAUGGGAGGCGAAGAGGAUGUGAUCCUGCUCAGGGCGGUGCUGGCCGCUUGGAAGAGGUGGAUUGCGCAGCUUUUGGUGAUCAGAUGGAUCUUCAGCUACUUGGAUAGGAGUUAUCUACUUCCCGGUGGUAGCGGGACUAGCGCGGAAGGGAAGGGUAAGAGUGCUAGUGGAAAAAGGGAGGGGCCAACGAGUGUCAAUGAUAUGGGCAUCAGUGCGUUCCGCAGCGCCAUGUAUAGCUCGAGGAGCAGGAACGGCGCAAAUAUGCUGACCAUCGGCGCACGGGUGGUUAAUGCUGUGUGCGUGUUGGUUAUGUUUGAUCGGCUCGAUGACAGCAGAUUCGAUUCGCAGCUGUUGAGGGAAUCGGUGGCCAUGUUGAGGCUCUGGGGCGUGUACGGCAAGGAGCUGGAGCCCAAGUUCAUCAACGAGUCGAGAGAGUACGUGAGGAGGUUUGCGGAAGAGCGCAGCGAGUCGUGCGGGCUCAAGGACUACAUUGUUGCUUGCGAGCGGCUGCUCAACAAGGAAAGCGAGCGGUGCGAUGUGUACAACUUUGACAGCACCACCAAGCGCCAGCUCAAGGACGACGCGCACGACAUUCUCAUCUUCAACUAUGCGGAGAAGCUGCUGGACAGCGGCAGUGUCGCAAAGUUGCUGGAUGCAAACGACCUCGAUUCCAUCAAGGCCCUGUACGAGCUGCUAAAGUUGUCAGGUAUUCAGAAGAGGCUGAAGGGACCGUGGGAGCAGUACAUCAGAAAGGCGGGUGCGGCCAUUGUCAGCGAUACAGCUAGGGGCGACGAAAUGAUUAUUCGCAUCUUGCAGCUGCGUCGCGCGCUAGACGUAAUGGUUCGUGAUGCGUUCGGCAGAGACGAAGAUUUCACGUACGGGUUACGCGACGCUUUCGGGUUCUUCAUCAACGACAAGUCGGUAUCAUCGUCGUGGAAUACGGGCACCUCGAAGGUGGGCGAGAUGAUCGCCAAGCACAUUGACAUGUUGCUACGCGGUGGUCUCAAGACGUUACCCAAGGCACUGUUGUCCGAUGUCAAGGACAGGCAGGAUGCCGAAAGGAGCGGCAUUGCUAGCACGGCAGAUGAAGAUGCUGAGCUGGAUAGACAGCUGGAUCACAGCCUGGAGCUUUUCCGGUUCAUCCAGGGCAAGGACAUCUUCGAGGCGUUCUACAAGAAGGACCUCGCGCGCAGACUCCUCAUGGGUCGCAGUGCUAGCCGUGACGCGGAGAGGAACAUGCUGGCCAAGCUGAAGAACGAGUGCGGUUCAAGUUUCACCCACAAUCUGGAGAUCAUGUUCAAGGAUCAGGAACUGGCCAAGGACGAAAUCGCCUCCUACAAGACCUGGCUAGCCGGUAGGGGCGAGGACUCGCCCGUAGCCAAUUCGGAGCUCGACCUGAGCGUUAAUGUCCUAUCAGCCGCCGCAUGGCCUACCUACCCCGAUGUUCGCGUCCUGUUGCCGCAAAAUGUGCUGGAUCAUAUCACUACGUUCGACACGUACUACAAAUCCAAGCAUACCGGCCGCCGUCUGACAUGGAAGCACAACCUCGCGCACUGCGUCGUCAAGGCCCGCUUCGACCGCGGACCAAAGGAACUACUCGUCUCGGCCUUCCAAGCCAUCGUCCUCGUCCUCUUCAACGAAGCCGAAGAAAAGUCUCCGGACGGGAUCCUCUCCUACGAGCAACUCGCCUCAGCAACGGGGAUGCCCGACCCCGAGCUCCAACGGACUCUGCAAUCCCUAGCCUGUGGCAAGACGCGCGUCCUCAACAAACACCCCAAGGGUCGCGACGUCAACAAGACCGACACCUUUUCUAUCAACAAGUCCUUCACCGAUCCCAAGUUCCGAGUCAAGAUCAACCAAAUCCAACUCAAGGAGACCAAGGAAGAGAACAAGGAGACGCACGAAAGGGUCGCGCAGGACAGACAGUUUGAGACGCAGGCGGCGAUUGUGCGCAUCAUGAAGAGCCGGAAGAAGAUGGCGCAUGCGCAGCUAGUGGCCGAAGUGAUUAACCAGACGAAGCAGAGGGGGGCGGUAGAUGCGGCGGAUAUCAAGGCGAAUAUAGAGAAGCUUAUCGAAAAGGAUUACAUCGAGAGAGAGGGUGGGAAUUAUGUCUAUCUUGCGUAGAUGUUGAGCUUGUGGGUAGGUAGGAAAGAAAGGGAAAGAGAGCGUCACUGAGUGAGGUUGAAGCAUUUUUUUUUGGGAAGGUAAACUUGGUUUUAGUAAGUUUGUUGUAUUGUGAUUCUAACGAAUGGCGGCUUUCUUGGUAUCUGGGUGGGUUUUGGAACGGGAUGCAUACACGAACGAAUAAGGGCUUUUUUUUUCACGAUGAAAUGGAAAUGGAUUCA